AUGCACAAAAGGUUAGAUGAAACCAUUUCUAAGAGCAAAAUUGGCAACUUGUUCAAGUUAGAGGCAAGAAAGACAUCAUUCACCGUCGAAUUGCGCGCCGCCACCGCCACAUUUCUCACCAUGGCCUAUAUUAUAUCGGUCAAUGCCACCAUCUUGGCGGAUUCCGGCGGGACAUGCUCCAUGGCCGAUUGUUCGUCGCCUAAGAACCAAACUAUCAGUCCUGAGUGUACCCUCAAAUCUAAUGCUGGUUAUGAAAAAUGUCUUUCUAAGAUAAGAAAUGACCUUAUUGUUUCCACGGCUUUGUCCUCCAUGAUCGGGUCACUGGCUAUGGGCUUACUAGCUAAUCUCCCAUUGGGCUUAGCCCCGGGCAUGGGAUCCAAUGCAUACGUGGCAUAUAAUUUAGUGGGCUUCCAUGGCUCCGGGCCGAUAUCAUACAAGACUGCCAUGGCCGUGGUCUUGCUCGAAGGUUGCGCUUUUUUCGCCAUCUCUGUUUUUGGGCUCCGUGCAAAGUUGGCUCGGCUCAUACCAACAUCAGUACGACUGGCUUUUGCGGCCGGCAUUGGGCUAUUCAUUGCCUUUGUAGGGCUACAAGCCCACCAAGGCGUAGGCCUAGUAGGCCCAGAUCCAGCUACUCUGGUCACCCUUUCUGCUUGUAGAACUGUAGAUUCAAUCAAUGGUCGAUGUAUUGACGGAAAAAUGCAAAGCCCGAAAUUUUGGUUAGGCUUCACGGGCUUUGUUAUAAUGUGCUAUGGCCUUAUGAAGAACAUCAAAGGAAGCAUGAUAUACGGAAUGAUUUUUGUCACAAUAAUAUCAUGGUUUAGGACAACCUCGGUCACAAUUUUUCCACACACACCUCUUGGAGAUACAAACUACAAUUAUUUCAAGAAUAUAGCAAUCCUCCCCAAAAUUGAGUCCAUAUUUUGGGCCAUUAGCUUCAACGAUUUUAACAAGGGCCAAGUAUGGGUAGCCUUGGCUACAUUGCUAUACGUCGACGUUCUAGGGAUGACGGGCUCAUUGUACACAAUGGCUGAAAUUGCGGGGCUUGUGGAUGACCAAGGAACCUUUGAGGGUGAGUACUUGGCCUACAUGGUUGAUGCGAGUGCGACAAUUGUGGGAUCAACCUUAGGAGUUUCCCCGAUUGCUACAUAUAUAGAAUCAACGGCCGGGAUCAGAGAAGGAGGUAGGACAGGAUUGACGGCGGUGAUCAUAGCCAUCUAUUUUGGAUUGUCUUUAUUCUUUGCCCCUUUGAUCACUAGCGUGCCGCGGUGGGCCAUAGGCCCGUCUCUCGUGAUGGUCGGGGUGUUGAUGAUGAGAGUGGUGAAGGAUGUCGAGUGGGACAACAUUAAAGAGGCCGUGCCAGCGUUUGUCACCAUAAUACUAAUGCCUUUAACGUAUUCCAUCUCAUACGGGAUCAUUGGGGGCAUCGGCAUGCACAUGGUGUUAGGACUAUACGAUCAUAUUGUCAGAUGGAUAGCUUGGCUGAUCGAGAAGCAGCAGAAGGUGUUGCGCAAGCAAAUUCAGGUGUCGAAUACCUCUGUAGGUCAACACAACAUCGAAAUAAUUUAAGGAAACUUCGCAAUAAGAUGCCCGUACAAAAUAUGCUUCUCAUUAAGCACAAGAAAGACACAUUCGCUCGAGCAUUUACAUAAAAAAUGAAAUUUAAAACUUGAUAAUUAUUCAAUCAAU
Molecule: messenger RNA, 1686 nt
Organism: Andrographis paniculata
Lineage: Eukaryota; Viridiplantae; Streptophyta; Magnoliopsida; Lamiales; Acanthaceae
Product: adenine/guanine permease AZG2
Exons: 1
Coding region: 1-1566 (521 amino acids)
Biological process (GO): transmembrane transport
Cellular component (GO): plasma membrane
Molecular function (GO): purine nucleobase transmembrane transporter activity
Source: RefSeq, a predicted model, not a curated record